Molecule: messenger RNA, 2880 nt
Organism: Callithrix jacchus (white-tufted-ear marmoset)
Lineage: Eukaryota; Metazoa; Chordata; Mammalia; Primates; Cebidae
Source: RefSeq, a predicted model, not a curated record
GCCACCGCCGUCUUUUCCGGCGCUGGCUCUGAGUGUUCUGUGCCAUUUCGCUUUUAUGGUGCUGGAGUUCACCCGGCUGUGGUGAGUUCUGCCUGCUUCGGGGUCGCGGAGGUAGCAGCGGGGAGGCAAAGGAAGCAUUGGGCCUGGUCGCCCCGGAGCCUCUCGGAUCCAGCUCGUUUCACUUGCUUCUCCAGGGGCUGUCUUUCCUCCCGGCGCGGCCACUUCCGAUAGUAGGCACACUCGGUCGGUCCCUGUCAGGAGCCGGGUUGGGAAGUGUGUUUGUCCCGCUUCCGCGGGGUGUUUUCUGGAGUGCUUCCAUCCUCUGUGCUCCCCUCUUCAAAAGCUUGGAAAGCAGCCUUUGUGAAUUUUUUCUUUCCGAAAGGAAGAGAAUUUCACUGUCUUUCUUGCGAGAUUGGCUCCGGCCGCGCAUCCUCCUGCCUCAGGAACCUGGCGAUUCCGGCGUGUUCCUGGUGAGCACCGGCAGAAGACUGGUUUCAGGAGAGUUGUUACCAGCUCCAAGCCUUUCUACUAAAGAAAGGCAGGCUGGGCACGGUGGCUCACGCCUGUAAUCACAGCACUUUGGGAGCCAAGGCGGCGUAUCACCUGAGGGCAGGAGUCCCAGACCAACCUGGCCAACGUGGUGAAACCCUGUCUCUAGUAAAAAUACAAAAAUUAGCAAGGCGUGGUGGCGGGGCCCAUGUAAUCCCAGCUGUUGGAGAUAAAUAAAAUGCUCGGUGCUGCAAAGUGAAAUCAGCAUUCAGGCAAAAGUUUUCCAAGCAAGGCAUUUCUACAGAAGGGUGCGUUUUGCGGAUGGAGCAUUGGCGGGAGCACACCGGGGAAGGGAAGGACCUGUUCAAACGCAGUCUGUGUCUUGACUGGAGGACGAGGAGGAAAGUCGAGCACAUCGCCGAUAGGAGUUCUCCAAGAUGGAGCCUCACUCUGUUGCCCGGGCUGGAGUCCAGUGACGUGAUCUCAGCUUGAUGCCUCCUGGAAUCAAGCAAUUCUCCUGCCUAGCCCAUAGAGAGCUGUGAUUGUGCCACUGUACUUCAACCUAGGCAACAGAGACCACAAAUAACCCUGUACAAAGAGGAAUGGAGAUUGCCUCUCUCCACCUAGGUUCAUAAGCUUCCCUGAGGCGAUCUUGGCAUGAAGGAAGAGAGAGCAUUGAGGCACAUCUCACCAUCAGCUUCAGAGGAUGGCAGCUAUUGAUUUGUCCUGUGGGUUUUUUCCCAGGGAAGCAAUCUGCCCUCUUGAAGAAAAGACAAAGGUAGAAAGGACGGUGGUGGACUACCUGGCAAAUGGUUAUCAGGAUUCAGUGACCUUUGAUGAUGUUGCUGUGGAGUUCACCCCAGAGGAGUGGGCUUUACUGGACACAACUCAGAAAUACCUCUACAGAGAUGUGAUGCUGGAGAACUACAAGAACCUGGCCUCUAUGGGUUGUCAGCUGUUCAUACCCAACCUGACCUCUUGGUUAAAACAAGAAGAGUUGAAGACAAUGGAGAGUGGAGUUCUUCAGCAAUGGGAAAUACAACCUAGAACCCAAGGGUUAUCACUUCAGCAGAGAUUUUUGAAGAAUGAAAUCUUCAAUGGGAUACAAAUGCAGACAAGCUACAGUGGAUGGAAACUCUGUAAGAAUUGUGGAGAGGUCUUCAGUGAACAGUUUUGCCUUAAGACACACAUGAGACCUCAGAAUGGAGGGAACACUUCUGAGUGUAAUUGUUAUGGAAAAGACGUCCUCACUGUGCACAGGGAACCGUCUGUUGGAUGGGAACUUUCCAAAUUUAAUCCAUGUGGAAAAGUCUUCACCCUAACUCCAGGCCUUGCCGUACAUCUUCAAAUUCUCAAUGCAAGAAAGCCCUACAAAUGUAAGGAAUGUGGAAAAGGCUUUAAGUAUUUUGCGAGCCUUGAUAAUCACAUGGGAAUCCACACUGGAGUGAAGCUCUGUGAAUUUCGGGAAUGUGGGGGAGCCAUCACAGCUUCCUCACAUGUAAAGCAGUGUGCAACAGUUCAUACUGGAAAGAAAUCCAAAGAGACUGAGAAAUGUGGGAAACCCUUCACUAAUUGUUCUCAACUUUCUGCACAUGGGAAAACUCAUAAAGGAGAGAAGUCCUUUGAAUGUAAAGAAUAUGGAAGAUCCUUUAGAAAUUCCUCAUUCCUUAACGAUAACAUUCAAAUUCACACUGGAAUAAAACCACACAAAUGUACGGAAUGUGGGAAAACAUUCACUAGAUCAACUCACCUUACUCAACAUGUAAGAACGCACACUGGAAUAAAACCCUAUGAAUGUAAGGAAUGUGGGCAAGCCUUCACUCAGUACACGGGUCUUGCUAUACACAUUCGAAAUCACAGUGGAGAGAAACCCUAUCAGUGUAAGGAAUGUGGGAAAGCCUUCAAUAGAUCUGCAACCCUUACCCAACAUAAAAGAAUUCACACAGGAGAGAAGCCUUAUGAAUGCAUUGAAUGUGGAAAAACUUUCAUUACUUCUUCGCAUCGUAGUAAACAUUUGAGAACUCAUACUGGAGAAAAGCCCUUUAUAUGCAAGGUAUGUGGGAAAGCAUUUAUGUUUUCCUCAGCCCUUAAAGUACACCUGCGAAAUCAUACUGGAGAGAAACCUUUUGUAUGUAAGGAAUGUGGGAAAGCAUUUGCUGUUUCCUCACGCCUAAGUACCCAUGAAAGAAUUCACACUGGGCAGAAACCCUAUGAAUGUAAGGGUAUGAAUGUUACCAUUUAGCCCAUCAGUUGCCAUUUUUAAUUAUUGGCAGUGACACCAAAGAUCAUCAUAUUUGUCUAAAUGCCUUGCGAAGGUUUGUAAUGGCUCAUGGAGUGGCCUUAGAUGCCAUCCCGAGGGUCUGAAAUUAAACCUACAGAUUCUAAAUACAA